Saccostrea echinata is the source of this 768-nucleotide messenger RNA. RefSeq lists its product as uncharacterized. The record is from RefSeq and is a predicted model, not a curated record. Gene Ontology annotation, cellular component: nucleus. The transcript has 4 exons. Bases 1 to 768 code for a protein of 255 amino acids. Lineage: Eukaryota; Metazoa; Mollusca; Bivalvia; Ostreida; Ostreidae.
AUGCGAGAAAUGAAUGUACUGUAUGAUAUCAUAGUUGAAAAUCCUUCCAAAAUUAACGAAACAAUAUUCGAGGCUGUCGAAACUCCCCUCGCAGCAUCCACUCCAAAAAGGAAACCUUCCUGGAGCGACUUAGAACAGAGUGUUUUAAUUGAAUUUGUUUCAAAAAAUGAGCAGAAACUUUUUGGAAAGUUUAAAGGACCGGGGAGGGGAAAAGUAGAGAGAGAAGCUGCCUGGGAGGAUGUAGCAAGAGCUGUAAACGAAUUAGGUAUUUACUUUCGGACAGGGAAGGAGGCAUCAAAGCAGUAUGCCAAUUUGAAAGCCAGAGCAAAGUACAAACUGUCCCAAAUUAUAAGACCCAACACAGGUGGAGGUCCAAAGCCCCCAUCACCAACCCCUGUUGAGCAAGCCAUGUUGGAUACUUUGGAGGGAAGGCCGUCCUUGCAGGGAUUAGACUCAGGUUUUGAUUCUGGUGAAUUAGAGAAGGAAAGGGGUCAGGUGGCAUCCAUCUCAACAUGCAGCGAGGGUCAAGAUUCAUCUUCAGACACGUACACCUCAGUGCCACCUCGCUCUAAUAAAGAAAACAAAAAGGAACAGAGUUUAUUGAUUCUACAGAAAGAUCUUCUCAAGACAGAAAAGAGAAAGUUAGAGUUAGAAAUGGAGCUGAUGCAUUUGAAGAAAAAGAAGAUGUUAGAAGAAGUUGAAGUUUUAAGUCUAGAAAAAGAGAAGCUAAAAGAAGAGAUAUUGUUAUUGAAGUUGAAAAAGAAUUAA